Molecule: messenger RNA, 888 nt
Organism: Dentiscutata erythropus
Lineage: Eukaryota; Fungi; Glomeromycota; Glomeromycetes; Diversisporales; Gigasporaceae
Source: the annotation of a GenBank genome assembly
AUGGCAGUUAUCGAUAAACCCGAAAAUGCACCAGAACACUGUCCGGGGCCAAGCACUGAACAAGCAGGAAAAGCCUCAGCAUGUGAAGGCUGCCCUAAUCAAAAGAUAUGCGCUACUGCACCAAAGGGACCUGAUCCAGCAUUACAAUUUAUUAAAGAAAGAAUGAAUUCGGUUAAACAUAAAAUACUUAUAUUAUCUGGUAAAGGAGGGGUUGGUAAAAGUACUUUUACGGCGCAACUUGGAUUUGCCUUUGCUAGUGAAGAAAGUAUUCAGGUUGGAGUAAUGGAUAUUGAUGUAUGUGGACCAUCAAUUCCAAAAAUCAUGGGGUUAGAGGGUGAACAAGUUCAUCAAAGCUUAUCAGGAUGGUCGCCAGUUUAUGUACAAGAUAAUUUAGGCGUUAUGUCAAUAGGAUUCAUGUUAUCAGACCCAGAUGAUGCAGUUAUUUGGCGUGGACCCAAAAAAAAUGGGAUAAUCAAACAAUUUUUAAAAGAUGUAGAUUGGGGAGAUUUAGAUUUUAUGCUGGUUGAUACACCACCCGGUACAUCCGAUGAACAUUUAUCAAUUGCGCAAUAUCUUAAAGAAAGUGAAAUAGAUGGUGCUAUUAUAAUUACGACACCACAAGAGGUAGCAUUACAAGAUGUUAGAAAAGAAAUUGAUUUUUGUAAGAAAGUAAAAAUACCGAUUUUAGGUGUUGUUGAAAAUAUGAGUGGAUUUAUUUGUCCGAAUUGUGGAGCAAAAAAAAUGGCUGAAGAUCUGAAUGUUAAAUAUUUGGGAUCAAUUCCCCUGGAUCCUAGGAUUGGAAAAGCAUGUGAUAUGGGCAUAUCUUUUCUUGAUGAAUAUCCGGAUUCACCAGCUUGUAGAGCUUAUUUGGACAUUAUUUCUGACUAG